This is a messenger RNA of Lycium ferocissimum, 2494 nucleotides long. RefSeq names its product probable acyl-activating enzyme 17, peroxisomal. Bases 130 to 2301 code for a protein of 723 amino acids. The transcript is spliced from 14 exons. NCBI's taxonomy places the organism in Eukaryota, Viridiplantae, Streptophyta, Magnoliopsida, Solanales, Solanaceae. The record is from RefSeq and is a predicted model, not a curated record.
CAUUCCCAUCAACACGAACAGGUGGACAGCCCAAUUCACAUGUACAAAAAUGUUAGCAGAGACGUGAGAACUGUGAAGAAACGCUAUUAAAAUAGUGACUUCCUAAACUCUCUCUCAUUUUCCACUGCCAUGGCACAUGUUCAAGGUUACAAGCCUCUAUACUCUGUCACUAUCGAGGACAUCGAGGCGCUAGGAAUCUCCUCUAUCACUGCUGCCCAACUCCACCGAAAGCUCACCGAAGUAGUUGCUGCUUACGGAAAUGACGCUACCAAGACAUGGCAGCACAUUUCCCAACAUAUUCUUACUCCUGACCUUCCCUUCACCUUCCAUCAGAUGCUAUACUAUGGCUGUUAUAUUCACUAUGGACCUGACCCUCCUGCUUGGUUGCCUGACUCGAAAGCUGCUAAGUUGACUAACAUAGGUAAGUUAUUGGAGCGGCGAGGAAAAGAUUUACUGGGCUCAAGUUAUAAGGAUCCUAUUUCAAGUUUCAGCGAUUUUCAAGAAUUUUCAGUCUCAAACUUGGAGGAUUACUGGAAGAUUGUAUUCGAGGAAAUGAAUAUUUCUUUCUCUGUUAGUCCUGAAUGUAUUUUGCGUGAAACUCCAUUGCACCCUGGUGGCCAGUGGCUUCCUGGAGCACGUUUAAAUCCUGCAAAUAAUUGCUUGAGGUUGAAUGCAAAGAGGAGUCUAAGUGACAUAGUUGUGAUAACUCGCGAUGAAGGAGAUGAUGAGGCACCUGUUACCAGAUUGACUCUUGAGGAACUAAGAUCAGCAGUAUGGAGAGUCGCAUAUGCUAUUGAUACACUGGGAUUGGAAAAAGGAUCUGCAAUUGCCAUAGAUAUGCCAAUGGAUGUCAAUUCCGUGGUGAUCUACUUGGCCAUCGUUAUAGCGGGUUAUACGGUUGUCUCAAUUGCCGACAGUUUUGCUCCAACUGAAAUUUCAACAAGGCUCAUGAUAUCAAAAGCAAAGGCUAUUUUCACUCAGGAUUUCAUUAGCCGUGGUGGCAAAAAACUACCAUUGUACAGCAAAGUGAUUGAUGCUCAAUCACCAAUGGCAAUUGUAAUUCCCAAUAAAAGCUUCACCUUUAGCAUAAAAUUGCGUGAUGGUGACAUUUCAUGGCAUGAAUUCCUAGAAAGAGUACACAAAUCUAACAGGGAGGUUGAGUAUAUUGGGGUGGAACUACCUGUUGAAGCAUUCACAAAUAUCCUUUUCUCUUCUGGCACGACAGGGGAACCAAAGGCGAUUCCAUGGACUACGACUACACCCAUUAAGGCAGCUGCUGAUGGAUGGUCCCACUUAAACAUUGGAAAAGGUGAUGUGGUGGCCUGGCCCACUAAUCUUGGAUGGAUGAUGGGCCCUUUCCUGAUUUACUGCACUCUUCUGAAUGGAGCAACCAUGGCCUUAUACAAUGGGUCCCCCCUUGGUUCUGGCUUUGCUAAGUUUGUGCAGGAUGCCAAAGUAACCAUGCUUGGCGUGGUCCCAAGUAUUGUGAGGACAUGGAAAUCCACAAAUUGCACUGCUGGUCAUGAUUGGUCAUCCAUCUGUCGCUUUGCCUCCACUGGUGAAGCAUCUGGUGUGGAUGAAUCCCUUUGGCUGAUGGGAAGAGCUCAUUACAAGCCUGUAAUAGAGAUCUGUGGUGGGACAGAAAUUGGUGGUGGAUUCAUUGCUGGUUCGUUGUUGCAACCACAGUCUUUAUCUGCUUUUAGCACACCAGCUAUGGGUUGUAGUCUAUUUAUUCUUGGCGAAGAUGGGUCCCCUAGACCAUCGGAUGUCCCCGGGGUUGGUGAAUUGUCCCUUGGUCCCCUUCUAUUUGGGGCAUCAAGCACAUUGCUGAAUGCUGACCACUAUGGUGUAUACUUCAAAGGAAUGCCUGUUUGGAAUGGAAAGGUUCUGAGAAGACAUGGAGAUGUAUUUGAGCGUACUUCUAGAGGUUAUUAUCGUGCACAUGGCCGUGCAGAUGACACCAUGAAUCUGGGGGGUGUGAAGGUAAGUUCAGUGGAGAUUGAGAAAGUUUGUAAUGCAGUUGAUGAAAGUAUCCUUGAGACAGCAGCUGUUGCAGUGCCACCUCCUGGAGGUGGCCCCGAUAAGUUAGUUAUCGCCGUUGUGUUUAAGGAUUCUGAGGGGUCAAAGGACAAUUUGAAUUCAUUGAAAGUUUCUUUCAAUUCAGCUUUGCAGAAGAAAUUGAAUCCUUUAUUCAAGGUUUCACAUAUAGUAGUCCUCCCUUCACUUCCAAGAACAGCAACAAAUAAAAUUAUGAGAAGAGUUUUGAGACAGCAAUAUUCUCAAAUUGGCUCUAAACUGUGAUCUAUUCAAAUAUUUAGGCCCUAUUCUUGGUGCAACUUGUAAUUAAAAAUUAUGAUUAGAACUACUGCUAUGAUAAUAAUGAAGUGUUUAAAGUUACCAGUUUCAAAAAAUAAUAAUGAAGUGUUUAUACAGUUAUUCACUGAUGGUGGAUUAUUCCAUCCGAUUUAGUAUGUGAUUGUGGCUAUAUCCAGUU